Cornus florida is the source of this 5204-nucleotide messenger RNA. Its product is annotated as probable disease resistance protein At1g15890. NCBI's taxonomy places the organism in Eukaryota, Viridiplantae, Streptophyta, Magnoliopsida, Cornales, Cornaceae. The record is from RefSeq and is a predicted model, not a curated record. Bases 2438 to 4252 code for a protein of 604 amino acids. The transcript is spliced from 4 exons.
ACUCCCCAGCGCACACACUUCUAUUUUCAAAUAAAUAAAACCAUUUUUUCCAAUCUUAUUAUAACAUUUUUUUAUUUUUUAUUUUAAAUUUUAAAGAACGAAGAUACCGAAAUAUGUUUUGGAAUUUGGUAUUCGCAAUAUUUUGCAGAUGCUUGAGUUUGCCUAACACAUUCUCUGACAUAAUCAAACCACCCGAUAUCAUGAAUCUUCAUUGAUGUAAACUUACUACAUGAAGCCAUGAGAUCGAGUAAUACUCGACAAAAUUUAGUAUUAGAGAGGUGUAGUGGACCUAUAUAAAGAAAUAUUAAGUAGGUGCUGAACAUAUUUUUCCAAUUUCUUCAACUGAAAUGGAGAGGGUGUGACGGGAAUUUACCAAAAGGCCUGCUAAUUUCCUUCUAAAUCCUGUAGUAAGUUUACAUUAUCCAUGAGAUGACAAUGACAUUGAAGUUGAAUUGGAGGUCCAAUUUCUUCAACUGAAAUGGAGAGGGUUCUGAGAUACAAGCAUCAGUACUCAUUCUCUCUCGCUCACUACUAGCUUCAUGCAAACAAAUCCACAAGUGCUAGAUAGAGGUACGUCUUCAAAACGAUAAUAAUCAGAGCUCUCUGCAUUUCUGUUGUCUAAAAUCAUGUGUUUACUUUUGUUUCUGAAUUUGGCUUCUCUCUAGCUUCCAUCUGAAUUUGUAUCUCUUUUCUCUUGUGAAUCACUUUUCUUUAUCUUUCUCUGUCGUUUGCUUGUCACUCUAGUUCUGAGACACCUUACUAGCUCCAUUCAAACAUAUUCAUAAGCUACGUGUGUUAAUUUCUUCAACAAUAAUAGUGUUUUAGUUGUAAUAUUUUUGUAUUCAGUCAUCUCCAAUCCUCUCUCUUUUUCUACCUUUCUGUUGCUUUUAAUCUUUCUCGGACUAGUCUUCUUUUAUAUAUCUUUACUUUUUUGGUCUCUCUCUCUCUCUCUCUGUGAAUUUGAACCUCUAUCUGAAUUCCUAUAUAUCUUUCUCUGACUAGUCUUCUUUUCUAUAUAUCCUAAUUGUGAAUCUUCACCUUUCGUUAGUUAUCUUUCUCUUCCAUUUGUUUGUCUUUUAAACUCAGAUUCAUUUGUGAAUAUUCUUUUGUAUUGCUUCUUCUAGUUUGUCAUCUAAACUCAGAUUCAUUUGCGAAUAUUCUUUUGUAUUGCUUCUUCUAGUUUGUCAUCCAAACAAAAAAAAAAAAACACUAGCGGUGAGUUGAAAAUGAGUUGUGUUAUAGAUGCUAUUGUGGGAAAAGUAUUCGAGCCAAUUGGGCGUCAAAUUGGUUAUGUGGUCAAAUACAAGGAAAAUAUUGAGAAUUUGGAAGAAGAAGUAAAUAAUCUUAAAGGCAUGUGGGAGACGGUCCAAGCAGCUGUCAAUAUAGGCAAGGCCAAUGGGAUGACCAUUAAGAAGGAUGCUGAUCAGUGGCCGGAGAAAGUGCGGCAGUCCUUGACCACAAUGGAAGAAGAAAUGAACAAAUCAUUGCAAGACAAAGAAAAUCUCAAAUGUCUUGAUGUACGUUCACGGUAUAGGCUUGAUUUGAAAGGGAAAAAGAUGGCGAUGGAUGCUAUCAAACUAAAAGAGAAACGCAAUGCGUUUGGUGACGAAGUUGCACACCCUACUCUUCUCAAAGAUAUUUGGGACACAUUCAGCACAAGCUAUGAGCAUUUUGAUACCAGAAAUUGGUUUUUGAAGAAAUCAUGGGGGCGUUGAGAGACGAUAAGAAUUCCAAAAUCGGUAUAUAUGGAAUGCCAGGCGUUGGAAAGAUAACAAUGGUGGUGGAAGUUGGCAAACAAGCUGGAAAAGGUCCCUUUGAUGAGGUCGCAAUGGCAGUUUUCUCCCAAAACCCAGAUCUGAGAAAAAUCCAAGGAAAACUUGCGGAUUGUUUAAAUCUAAAACUAGAUAAAGAGAGUGAAGAAGGGAGAGCAGGUCGUAAUACUGGAUGACGUUUGGGAUGAUCAGAUUACAUUGGAGAAAAUAGGAAUUCGAGCAAAUUUAAUUAAUACCAUGGGUUGCAAAAUUUUGUUGACCUCUCGAAGACUAGAAGUGUGCAAACAGAUGGGGUUUGAAAAAGCCUUCCCAAUCAGACUCCUAUCGGAACCUGAAGCUUGGCACCUAUUCAGGAGAACGGUGGGAGAUUUUAUCGAGCUGAUCCUGAAAUUCAGUCCUUAGCGCAAAAAGUGUGCAGAGAAUGUGAUCAUUUGCCGUUGGCAAUUUGUGCAGUUGGAGGAGCACUAAGCAGUAAGGAAGAUAAGCAUGUAUGGAAUGAUGCAUUUGAACAGCUCAGAGAUUUUAAGGGAUAUAAAAUUGAGAGGGUGAAAGAUAAGGUGUAUUUGUGUAUAGAGUGGAGCUACGAGUAUCUUAAGCAAGCUGAUGUGCAGUCAUGCUUUUUGCAUUGCUCUUUGUUUCAUGAAGAUACUGAGAUUCCUAUUGACAUGCUGGUGUCUUUGGGAGUAGGAACAAAGUUUCUUGAAAGUACAGAUAGAACAUCAAUAAAAAAAGCAAGAGAUAGAACACUUGUGAUAGUUGUUAUCCUCAAGAAAUCUAAUUUGUUGUUAGAAGGUGAAGAAGAAAACGUGAUCAAAAUGCAUGACGUAAUUCGAAAUAUUGCCAUAUUAAUUGUAUCCAAAGAUCGGAAUGCAUUUCUAGUGAAAGAUGAUGUCAAUGUUUGGCCAGAUAAAGAUGAUUAUGAAUGUUGCAAAGCCAUCUCAUUAAGGGAUUCUUGCAAAGUUUGUCGGCUUCCCGAUCAGUUAGAAUGUCCAGAACUACGCACCUUAGUAUUGGGAUCAUCCGACGAUUCACUACUAAAACUCCCAAAUAGCUUUUUUGAAGGGAUGAAAAAGCUUGAAGUUUUGGUUUUGAAGGGGAUGAAACUAGUACCAUCAUCACUUUCACGUCUGGUUGGUCUCUGGAUGUUGUGUCUAAGUGAUUGUGAGUUGGUAAACCUAUCUUUCAUCAAGGAAUUGAAAAACGUUGAGAUACUGGUCCUUGGUCAUAUUUACGAAUUCAAAGAGAUAGUUUUCGAAAUAGGACAGUUGACUUGCCUACGGUUGUUGAAUUUAAAAGAAUUUAACAAAAAUAUAGGAUUUUCGUCGGGUUUCCUGUCUCUUCUAUCCGAUCUGGAGGAAUUGUGCAUUCCGAAGGCUUAUGAUGGAUGGGAGGUUGAAGGCAAUGCAAGCAUUGUUGAGAUAAAUUGUUUGACUAGCUUAACCGCUUUGCGUAUUUAUGUACCAAAUGACGUCUUCUUAUUACUGCCCACGGAACUUCCCAGCUUUCAGUUGUUAACGAAAUAUAAAAUAUGGAUUGGGUCUCACUAUAAAAGUUUUUCAGAGGUUGACCAACACAUAGAAACAAAGGUCUUGGGACUUGGUAGUAUUCCUUUGAUGGAUGGGCUUGAUGUUUUGAUUGCGAACGCUGAAGUACUACGUUUGUAUUAUAUGGAAGGUUUAAAGAAGGUGCUUCAAGACAGAGAUGGAGAGUGGUUUCUAGAUUUGAAGCAUCUUUACGUUAGUAGAUGUAAGGAUAUGGAACAUCUACUUGGCAAACCCAAAUGGAGUUCAAAAACUCAUGGACCAUCUCCAUUGGGUUCUUUUGGUAACUUGAGAGUAUUAGAAGUUUUCUGUUGUAGCUCAAUGAAGUAUCUGUUCUCCGCAUCCACUGCAAGCUGUCUUCCAAAACUACAUCUACUACAAGUUAUACAAUGUGAGGCAUUGGAAGAAAUAAUUGGAGGUGACGAGGAAUUCACGGAUAAAGUUACUUUUCAUCAGUUAGAAAAAAUGCGGCUAUUAAGUUUGCCAAAUCUCAGAAGCAUUUACGCCAAUACGAAGAAGAAGACAUCAACUAGAGAGUGCAGCAUGCCUUCCACUGUUAAACAACCUCUCUUCAAUGAAAAGACUAUGUUUCCUGUCUUAGAGGAAUUGGUGAUUAAUGGAUUGGGUAGCAUUAAAGUGAUAUGGGACAAGCAAUUACUCCAAGUCCUAAAAGGUGGAAAUUCCUUUCAGCAUCUCCAACAGUUACAAAUAGUCGAUUGUAAGGAGAUGAAAGAGAUACUUGCAUUUGAAGUUGGACAAGGAGAAGAAGAGGCAGAAGCAAAUGAUGAGAUUCCCGUGUUCCCUCACUUAAAGACUAUAGGACUUAGGGACUUGCCAAACCUGAAAAGUUCCGAAGAAGAAACACAAGAAUCCCGACUACAAGCCCUCAUCAACCACAAGGUCAGAUUUCCUAGUUUGGAGAAGUUGAUGAUAUGGUAGGAUGUUAUUCAAAGAUGUGGGGUGGACUCCAUCCAUCAGUAAAAUAUAUAUAUAUAUAUAUAUAUAUAUAUAUGGGCGGUGUGUGCAAGAGUGUGUGAAUGUAUCAGCGAAGUAAGUGUCUAAGUAAAUAAAUGUUUGCCCCCUACCCCCGCCCAAAAUAAAAAAUAAAAAAAAAAAGGAAAAAAAAAAACUAAAAAAAAAAGGGCAAAAAAAAAAACUGUUGGGUGAGGCAUACACAAUUGUUUAUCAACAGAAUAUGCUAUUUGUUGUUGUAAUUACUCUAUGUUAUGUGCAUCUUUGAGUGGAAAUUUCCUUUAAUUAUUAUUAUUUUUCAAAUAGUGGAAUUUUGUCACUUAGUCUCAUAAUCUUUCUCUCGUUUAUUGUUGGAGGGUUUUUCCAAAUUAAAUAUGUACAGAUAAAAAGGUAAUUUAGUAAAUGCAAAACUAAGUAGAAAAAUUGAAAUCAACUAAACUGGAACCAAUAAGAAUUUAACUGGUGUAUCUUUUUCAUCUACAUGAAUUAUGUACAUAUUACAAUAAAUAGUUAUACAGAAUUAUGAUAAAAGGCUUAAAAACAAAAAAGUAAGAUAAAAAUAAGUAAAAAAGAAGGAAAUUAACAACAUUAUCAAUGAGAGAUUGAGAGAAUCCAAAUAUACGCUAGGUUGAAUCAGUUGACUCACAUAUUUUUGAAAAGCUAAAACUAAAUUUUCAAAUUAUAUGAAAAGAAAUUAUUUUCAAAUUAUACAUAUUAACUUUAUAACCGAUUUAAAGUAAGUUAUAAUAACAUGGGGAAACACAAAUACUUAAAAAAGCACACAAAUAUACUGAAAGGAAUAGAAAUUAUAAGAUUGUGGAAACACAGACAGAGAAAAAGAAGAUUUGUUAUGUCACUGAAAUUCAAAAUAAUGGCAAGUGAUCCCAUUAUAUUAAAAAAAAAAAAAAAAAAAAAAAAA